This is a messenger RNA of Baudoinia panamericana UAMH 10762, 1679 nucleotides long. RefSeq lists its product as uncharacterized. The coding region runs from base 34 to 1677 and encodes 547 amino acids. The transcript has a single exon. Gene Ontology annotation, molecular function: protein binding. Gene Ontology annotation, biological process: rRNA processing. NCBI's taxonomy places the organism in Eukaryota, Fungi, Ascomycota, Dothideomycetes, Mycosphaerellales, Teratosphaeriaceae. The record is from RefSeq and is a predicted model, not a curated record. Gene Ontology annotation, cellular component: nucleus.
AUUGACUUGUACAGAGUGUUAUAAGUUGACAGGAUGUCGAUGAUCACAGCGACCGCGUGGGUGCCUCGCGGCGCCGCCGCUGCUCACCCGCAAAAGUACCAGUUCGAUGAGGAGGAAUAUGAUCGCAUUGCCCAAAUUGCUCGACAUGAAUUAGCUGAUGCGAAAGACGACCUCCGAAAGGCCAAACAGUCUAUCAACACCUCAAAUGAGUUGAUCGACGACACGGACGGUGGCGUGCCGUUACCAACCUCAAAUGGCGCAACCGCCGACGGAACGUCUAGCGAUGACCCCGAGCUGGCCGAAUACGACAUGGAUCGAUAUGACGAAGACAUGGAUGGCGCUGUCGACUCCAACGCUGAGUCAAAGGCUAACAACAGCAUUUUCGGCAAUAUUCAAGGGCUUGCGUACUACGAAGACGCUUCCGAAGAUCCUUACCUAAUGUUACCAGAGCAAGGCGAUGCUUCAGAUGACGACGAGCGGGAGGAGCUUCAAAUCCUUCCUACUGACAAUCUCAUCUUGACAGCAAAAGUGGAAGACGAAGUGGCCUGCCUCGAGCUUCUCGUGAUGGAAGGCGAGCAGGAUCAUCUUUACGUGCACCAUGAUGUGAUGCUUCCUGCAGUGCCGUUGUGUGUUGAAUGGUUCGACUUUAGACCGAACAAAGCCUCGGAGACUGGCAAUUUUGCUGCAGUCGGAACCAUGGAAGCGGACAUUGAACUUUGGGAUCUAGACGUUGUAGACUCAAUGUUCCCUGCAGCGAUCCUUGGACAGAACUCGCAAGCCAUGCCGGAAGCGCCGUCAGAGCCCGCGACGAAGAAGAAGCGGAAGAAGAGCCAAAAGGUCAACGAUGCAUACCAUGUUGACUCUGUCCUCUCGCUCGCGGCGAACAGACAUCAUCGAAAUCUUCUCGCUUCGGCCUCUGCCGACAAGACCAUCAAGCUGUGGGAUCUAAACACAUGUACCGCGGCUCACUCCUACAGCCACCAUACGGACAAAGUCUGCGCUCUCUCUUGGCACCCAUCACAGUCGUCAGUGCUGCUGUCUGGGUCGUACGAUCGGACAAUAGUGGCAGCAGACAUGCGCGCCCCAAACGCCACCGUCCCGCGUUGGGGUGUCGAAAGUGAUGUCGAGCAAGUCCGGUGGGAUCCCCAUGAUGAGCACAUCUUCUACGUGAGUACCGAAAGUGGAAUGCUGCAUUGCUUCGACACGCGCCAACUACCUUCGAGCCCGGAACGAAGCAAGGCGAAAUGGCGCCUGCAAGCACACCAAAAGAGUCUAUCUUGUUUCUCCAUCAAUCCGGUCGUGCCAGGCUUCAUCGCAACAGCAUCUACAGAUCGGACCGUCAAGCUUUGGGAUGUGUCAGCCGUCACAGCAGCACCAUCGAUGGUGGUCAGUCGAGAUUUGGGCGUGGGAAAGGUGUUCUCUGCCAACUUCGCGCCGGACGAGGCGGUGGCGUUUCGGUUAGCUGUGGCUGGCAGCAAAGGCGCUGUGCAAGUGUGGGAUACGAGCACCAACCGCGCUGUGAGGGAAGCUUUUGCGACCAAAGUCAGGAUGGCUGGAAGCGAUGUCCCCGAAGAGCGACUGAUUGGCCUUGAGCGGGAUGAUGAAAUGGAGGAAGAGGAGGAGGAAGCGGCUGAAGACGGCGGUGAAGGCGGCUGGGAAAGCAUGAAUGAAGACUGAAU